AUGCCCAAUCCUUCGCCACCAUCCUCGGCCUCCUCAUCUGUCGAGCGCCAGUACCAUGCAAACGGCAGGGCGGCCGUGGUCGCCUCCCGCGAGAGGGGCUCGGGAACACCGCGAAAGGAAAAACAGGGCCCAAGGGAGAGUUCUGCGCUGCAGGACCCUGGUUUGAAAGAUUAUCGCUUAGGAGAGUGCCUCGGAAAGGGAGCUUUCGGGUCCGUCUACAAGGCAUUCAAUUGGGGAACCGGCGAAGCUGUCGCCGUUAAGCAGAUCAAGCUCGCUGACCUGCCCAAGAGCGAGCUGCGCAUGAUCGAGUCUGAAAUCGAUCUUUUGAAAAACUUGCAUCAUGACAACAUUGUCAAGUACAUUGGCUUCGUCAAGUCGGCCGACUGUCUCAACAUCAUUCUGGAGUACUGCGAGAACGGCUCUCUUCACUCGAUAUGCAAGUCAUACGGCAAGUUUCCUGAGAAUUUAGUCGGCGUCUACACGACCCAGGUCUUGCAGGGCUUGCAGUACCUUCAUGACCAGGGAGUCAUUCAUAGGGAUAUCAAAGGAGCCAAUAUUCUCACGACCAAGGACGGCAAGGUCAAACUCGCGGAUUUUGGAGUCUCGACAAGCACUCUCGCUGGAGGACAGGACAAGGAGGCCCAGGUUGUCGGCACUCCUUACUGGAUGGCGCCCGAGAUCAUCCAGCUUUCCGGCGCCAGCCCUGCGUCUGAUAUCUGGAGUGUGGGGUGUACCGUCAUCGAGCUGUUGCAGGGCAAGCCGCCGUACCACAACCUUGCCGCCAUGCCCGCGCUUUUCGCCAUCGUCAACGACGACCAUCCCCCGUUACCUGAGGGCAUCUCACCGGCGUCUCGGGACUUUUUGAUGCAAUGUUUCCAGAAAGACCCCAACCUGAGAGUGACGGCGAGAAAACUCUUACGGCACGCGUGGAUCAUCGGAUGCCGAAGAAGCGACGCACCCGUUUCCAAGGCCCCAGCUAAUUUCAGCCAAGCGGUGGAGGAGGUAAAACAGUGGAACAAGGCCCUCAAGUCCUCCGAGAGCUCACUAAGAGUGUCCACCGGUUCCGACAGCGGAUUUCCUGGCAUGCAAGGCCAUCCUGGCGCAAGAUUUGGCGCCAAUGAACCGCACCGGCCGAGCCUGAUCACUCAGCCCAAGGGGCCUUUGGCCCUCGCGAAGCCGAGAAGGACCCCCGAAGCCUUCAGAUCUCCCGAGCUUGCUAACGACGACAACUGGGACAACGACUUCGCGACGGCCAUCUCACCAAGCGCACUGCACUUGCCUCACCUUAAGCCCCAGGACAACUUUGGUGGUCUGCUCUCUGCCGACAAACUCAAGGCCUUCGCUUCAAUUACAGACCCUCGAAACGAUUCUGAGAGCUACGAUGACGACUUUGAGGGUGAGCUGUUGACGAUCAAGGGGCCCCGGCAGUUCGCCGACUUUGAGCUUCAGGAGCAAACAAUACGUCCAAUGUCCCGCAAGAAGAGUGACAAGUACGCAGAACCCAUGAAACAACAGCAGCAGCAAUCACAACAACUGCCGGCAAAGUCCAGCCCGCGAAAGACGACGCAUUCCAGAAAUCCUUCCCGCCCCAAAUCCCCCAGCAAGCCUCAGCUUGGCCCUGGCAGAUUUGAGAUCCCCGCUCCCCCAGACCUGGCGUACAGAGAACAGAAUACCGAAGACUACUCGGAUUUGUUCCUUGAAAACGACAGUGUCUUCAACGACAACGAACUGAACCCAUUUGUCAAGAAGGCCGAUUCUCCUCAGCUCUUUCAUCCUUCGGAUCUUACAAGUCUGCCUCGUUCGACACAGUCACCCGUGGCAGGGGGCUCAAGGCGGCCACCUAGCGCGAAACUGCGCCCCUCCGUAUUGCCAGAUCGCCCAAUGCGAAGAACCAGGUCGUCCAUCGAGAUACAAAAGUUUGCCGAAGACGAGGGCGACGAGGACUUCUCUGACAUCUUCGGACCCGAGGAUGCGGUCACAGAGAGGGAAGAGAGCGACAGGGGCUCGGAGGACGGCGGCCUGAUGGUGCUCUCGAAAUAUUCGAACAACUCGUGGCUGGGCGAUGACGAGGACGAAGACGACCCCUUUGCUUCCAUGGAUCCAGGGUGGGACGAGAUGGAUUUGGAAGCAAAUAUUGCCAGGGACAGACACGCGAGACUGGCAGGCAAGGUCGAAGGACUCGUGCGCUCCCUGAAGACCUCGGAAGGCGAAGAGAAGCUUUGCGAGCUGGCCGAAGACUUGCUUGCCUUGCUUUGGGAGAAUACCGAGAUAAAAGACUUGAUUCUCAGUGCUCAUGGUCUGCUGCCCAUUCUGGAAAUUCUUGAGCCUUGCACGGUCAAGAGCAGGCAACAGAUGAUCCUGUCACUUUUGAAGGUCGUCAAUACUAUCAUUCUGGACGAUGUCGAGAUCCAGGAGAAUCUUUGCUUCGUCGGUGGCAUUCCGAUCAUCACUAAAUUUGCAGCCCGCCAAUACUCCAACGAAAUCAGGCUGGAAGCAGCCGCUUUCGUACGCCAGAUGUACCAGACUUCCACAUUGACUCUGCAAAUGUUUGUCAGCGCUGGUGGUCUGAACGUGCUUGUCGAGUUCUUGGAUGAAGACUUUGAUGAUGCGCGAGACCUCGUCCUGAUCGGCGUUAAUGGCAUCUGGAACGUCUUUGAGCUUCAAGGACCUACUCCGAAGAACGAUUUCUGCCGCAUCUUCUCGAGAAGCAAGAUCCUGUACCCGCUUGCUCUGGUGCUCCAUAGAGUGCUCGACGAAGAGGGCGAAGACGAUCUUUCCGAGCUCAUCGAGGGGCGAAUUGUCAACAUAUUCUACCUAUUUUCCCAGGCUGAAAACUACGUCAAGGAGGUUGUCGCUGACCGACAAGUAUUGAAGAGCGUUUUGAAGGACUUGCGACGAAUGACGCCGAACCACCAGAUCACGAUGCUCAAGUUCAUUAAGAACCUCUCGAUGUUGUCGACGACGAUAGAAACGCUCCACACCGCUGACGCCAUUGAGUUCCUGAUUGAUGUUCUUGGCUACAGUAUGAAAAAGGGGCAUAAUCACUUCCGAGAGAUAUCCAACCAAGUUUUGAACACCUUGUUCAACCUGUGUCGCCUGAGUAAGGAGCGUCAGGAAGACGCAGCCGUUGGCGGCAUCAUCCCCCUGCUCAUGAAGAUCAUGCAGACCGAUCGCCCUCCAAAGGAGUUCGCCUUGCCUAUACUGUGCGAUAUGGCGCACUCGGGGAGCAAGGGCCGAAGAUAUCUGUGGCAAAAUAAGGGGCUGGAUUUCUAUGUCUCUCUUCUGGCGGACCAAUACUGGCAGGUCACGGCACUGGACGCUAUCUUUAUCUGGCUUCAAGAGGAAACAGCAAAAGUUGAAAGCCAUCUUCUGGAUGGGAAGUUUACAGACGCGAUUGUCGCCUGUUUCCAUACUAACAAAGUCAACUCAUUCGACGCCAACCUCUUGGAGCCUCUGCUGAAGCUUCUGCGGCUGAGCCCUUCCAUUUCAGGAUCGCUUGCGAAACCCGAGAUGUUUGCUGGCAUUGGUCAGAGACUGGGCCACAAAAAGGCCGUCGUUAGACUUAACUUGCUACGUUUGGUGCGCAACAUCAUGGACGCCUGUGACCCAGAGAUGCUGGGCAUGGGCAAUGGUAGCAGCUCUUUGAACGUCAAGCAAGUCAGAUCUCUGUUCGACGCCAUCCAAAUGUUGGCAGAGAAAGACACGGCUGUGCUCGUUCGCAACCUGGCGUCAGAGUUGGUCAAGUCGCACAACGAGAGCGAGCUAUACGACAUGGCCUCGGAACGCAACGGGUCGUCUGGGUCGGUGGCAUCCCGACGCUCGGGAUCCGGGCCCAGGCGGAAAUCUUCAUACACGCCGCCAGGCCUUCAUCACGCAAUGUCGAUGCCUGCCACGCCCACGCAGCCACAGUCCCGUCAUCAUCGGCUAUCUCAAAUACCACCAGGAUCCGGCGGCGCGUACAUCGAGGUGGCCGCAAGCCCACGGCGGACGGCUGUGCAGGAGCGGGAGGCCAUUCUUUACCGCCCACGUAGCAGAGACGGGGCCACGAGCAUUCCCAGACGGGUGAGCGGCGAGAUGUCGUCAAGCAUGCCUACCGGGCCAUCAUCAGGAAAAAGCAGAUUGCCUCGCCAUUCGUUCGCGAGACCUAGCAGCUCGUCCGGACAGCCUCCACUGGUGAGGUCAGAGAGUUCCUUGUCAAAUAAAGAGAACAUGGGCAGAACCACUUCGGCCAUAUCAGCACCUGCGGCAGCAUCGCCAGCUCUUCCGACGAGCAUGGCUAACAAACGGCGAAGCAGGGCUCCGAGCUCGGACGUCAAGUGGUCUUCAUAG
Molecule: messenger RNA, 4329 nt
Organism: Colletotrichum higginsianum IMI 349063
Lineage: Eukaryota; Fungi; Ascomycota; Sordariomycetes; Glomerellales; Glomerellaceae
Product: Cell division control protein
Exons: 11
Coding region: 1-4329 (1442 amino acids)
Biological process (GO): protein phosphorylation
Cellular component (GO): cytoplasm
Molecular function (GO): protein serine/threonine kinase activity; ATP binding
Source: RefSeq, a predicted model, not a curated record